Molecule: messenger RNA, 1214 nt
Organism: Limulus polyphemus (Atlantic horseshoe crab)
Lineage: Eukaryota; Metazoa; Arthropoda; Merostomata; Xiphosura; Limulidae
Product: glutathione S-transferase C-terminal domain-containing protein-like
Exons: 8
Coding region: 104-877 (257 amino acids)
Source: RefSeq, a predicted model, not a curated record
UCAUUCUCAAUACCACUAAGUAUAUUUAUCUCCCUUUCUGUCUUUAAGAGAUCGAGGAAGGCCAAAAAUUAAAGCCAGAUAUUAUGAACCAUCGUCUGUGAUUAUGAAGUUCUUGAACCAUGGAAUUGAACCAUUGUAUAAGAAGCUUUUGAGAAAGACAGACUACAGGUUGGAUUGGUCCCAGCUUCCUGCUGCUGUCCAUCCUUCAGGAGGAGAUCUUCCUAAGCCUCGACUUGAGAGGAAGUGUCAACAAUUAGAAAAUAUGGUUCGGUCAGUUUUAGAUUUGGCUGUUUCAGGACAAACCAUUGUAGAUUUUUGUUCUGGGGGGGGUCAUUUAGGCCUAGUUCUAGCAUACUGCCUUCCUCGGUGUAAGGUUCUUCUCAUUGAAAAUAAAGAAGCAUCAUUAGAUCGUGCUCGAGCUCGUGUGAAAACCUUAGGUAUUCAAAACGUAACUUUCUAUCAGUGUAAUUUAGGUUACUACAAUGGUCAGUUUGACAUUGGUGUUUGUCUUCAUGCAUGUGGUGUUGCAACAGACUUGGUGAUUAAGAAAUGUGUGGAAAAACUUGCUGCUUUUGUGUGUUGUCCUUGUUGCUAUGGGUCCAUUCAUGACACUCAUCUUGUUAAUUACCCACGCAGCAAAAAGGUUGCUCUGACUGAGAUCAGUCAUAAGGAAUACAUAUUACUUUGUCAUGCUGCUGACCAAACUGAAGUUGACACGCCAUCUGCUGAGCAAGGAAAAUAUUGUAUGGGUCUAGUGGAUACAGACAGAGCGUUUUACGCAAAGGAACAUGAGUACACCGUUACUUUGUCUACACUUCAACCACCUUCAUGUACACCAAAAAACAACUUACUAAUUGGAGUGCCUCCCACCUGGUGAAAAUCAAUUAGGUUACAGGAGAUUAUUAGUUUUAACAACUUCAAGAGUUUCAUCAGAGCUAGUUUAAAUAACACACAAAAUAUAAGACAAGUACCCUCAUUUGGAUUAUGUACAGUAAUCUUUCUAUAUGUUUUAGUUGUUUGUUUUUAAAAUAAGGUUUUCAGACCUUUUCAGCAUAUUUUUAUCUUUUUAAUAAAUAAUAUUUAAAUAUCAUGAACUUAAAUCAGUGAUUUUCAGCAAAUAUUAGCAUAUUUUGACAGUUCCUUGUUACAAAUCUGGUUUUCUUGAACUGUAGAAUGUUAUCCUGCUCAAGGAACAGUAAAGUACUUAAUUAAUA